GCAGAUCUUUCUGUGCUGAGAAAUAACAAAAUAAAUUUAUGCACAAUGCGUGCUGACUUUGUACUUACAUAAAUGGCUAAAUUAAAGAACAACAUCAUAUCUCGUAAUUUGGAUGGGCAGCUAAACUCCUCCCAGUCAUUUAUCUUCACUCAGCAUACCCUGUCAUCUAUUUAAAACCAGUGACACAUGCAGCAGGUCAAAAAUAGUCAGCCCUUCAGGACUAGAAACUUCAGUAAGCUAAAGUGAUUCUGGAUGGCGGAGGGGUUCGACUACUGAAAAGACCAUGUGUUCACCAAAGAUUAUCUCUAGAGGAGUCAACAUUGGGGACAAUGAGAAUAUUUGGUUUACUGUGUGACUGAGUGUUGCGGACAGACUGCAACAACAUUUAACCCUGACUGCGCAGUCGCUGCUCUUCCAUUGAUUUUCAUUGUAAAAAUGACAGCCUUUUUAGAUCAGUUCAUGGAGUUUCACUCGGUUCAUGGUACAAACGUGAAAUUGGACCCCUCGGGAACUCAGGCCACCCGCGUAGAAAGUUUUGCAAAUGGCGUCUGCUUCAGUAAAAACCCUUUGAGCCCCGGAGAGAUCUUCCUUGUUGAGAUUGAAGAGAAGGAACUGGGCUGGUGUGGUCAUUUAAGGAUUGGACUCACUGCACAUGACCCCCGAACACUGGAAACGGUGCCUGAAUAUUCUUUGCCGGAUCUUGUGGAUAUGGGAGAUAGCUGGGUAUUUGCAAUAACAAGAAACCAUAAUAAAGUUGUUGAGGAUCAAGCCGGAGAGGUGGAAGGUGGAGAACAACCAGUUGUGGCUGGUGAAACAGGAAACAAGCCUAAAACAUUUUUCACUGACACUCACUUGUAUAUAGAAAAUAUAUGCAUACCGAGAGACAAGCUGGUGGGACGCAGUCGGCCUGGGAGGUACAGUCACAUUCUGGAUGACUUGUACAAAACCAACACAUUACCUCCCACUGCACGCCGCAGUCGCAUAGGGGUUGUUUAUGUGCAUAAGGGACAAGGCUAUGGUGAUAUGCACAUUAUCAUCAAUGGUGAAGACAUGGGAGCCUGUGCCAAGAGGAUCCCAACUAAUAGGCCGUUGUAUGCUGUUGUGGAUGUAUUCGCAGCUACUAAAUGUGUCAGGAUCGUCCAGGUGGAAUAUGGCUUUGCCUCAUUGCAGACACUCUGCCGAAAGAUUAUUCAGAAACACAUCAUUCACAGAAUGGCUUUGGACUGGCUGGAACUUCCAGAUUUACUGAAACAUUACUGUAAAUAUGAAUGAGCAAACCUGUCAGAUAUCUGGAUAGAUAGUUCCAAAGACUGCAAAACUGUGGAUUUGUUUUUAACUAAAAAACACAAGGAAAGCUGAAAGUCCCCUCCCAUCAAAAACACUCUUCAUCUGAUGCAUUACCAAAUGUUUUCUUCAAGCUUAAACUUUGUGGAUGCAAUUUAUCACCAGGAAAAAUAUUAGUAUUAAUAAAAUUUCUAUUAUGUACGAUUCUGCGUUUUAGUACAUUCAGAUACUGUGAUUCAGUAAGCAAUUAUGUAACAUCCCUUACAAAAAAGCAUUACUGGUGUGCAUCUUGAGACAAAACAAUGGCACUGAAAUAUUUUAAGUUAUGUCAGUGCAAGCUGUUUUCAAUUAAGGCAACUCAAAUAUACAUUUUAGUCUGGGAUGUGUGUUAAAUGUCAACAUCCCUGACAUAAAAUAUUGUACAGUGGUGUUCAAAAGUGGUGUUCAUGGUCUGAGACCAUGUUGAAAAUCUCUGAGACAAAAUGUCAUUUAAACCUUGAAAUAAACAGAGAGUUUAAAAUUAAAAAGUAUUUUAAAAAAUAUAUU
Molecule: messenger RNA, 1830 nt
Organism: Misgurnus anguillicaudatus (oriental weatherfish)
Lineage: Eukaryota; Metazoa; Chordata; Actinopteri; Cypriniformes; Cobitidae
Source: RefSeq, a predicted model, not a curated record